Messenger RNA from Monodelphis domestica (gray short-tailed opossum), 693 nucleotides. RefSeq names its product sperm microtubule inner protein 11 (gene SPMIP11). NCBI's taxonomy places the organism in Eukaryota, Metazoa, Chordata, Mammalia, Didelphimorphia, Didelphidae. The record is from RefSeq and is a predicted model, not a curated record.
GUAACCAAAAACAGAACUCAGAACUUCCAACUAGCCAGACCACUUCCAGUCAGGAAAGAGUUAGGAUGGCAUUCUUUGGCAUAACCCUGUUGGGCUAUCAGAAUCCCUUUCUGAGCAAAAAGAAAGUGUGGGUGAAGGGAGAAGAAGGAGAAGGGACAGUUCUCCAAUCUCGAAGCCCAUUUGCUGUCACUACAGAGGAAGAGAGUCCAAAGGAGUCAGUUUGUACCAAGCUUCCCCCCAUUAUCCCAGGUGGAAAUUACAGUGUGCACCAGAACAGCCAUGCGAAGUACCACAAAGCCGUCCGGAGGGCACAAUUAAAGACAUUCCAUAAUCAGCUCUUUGAAGAACCUCUGACGGAUGCCCAGAACUUCAGCUUCUGGCUGUCGAAUGACCCGGGGAGUCGCCCACAUGACAUCGCUCCGUGGAUGAAGACUCCCAGACAUUGCAUUAUCAAGAGCUCCAUCACGAGGUUUGUGGAUCACAUGAUUCUCCACGACCGCCUCUUCAGUUUGUACUGAGGUGGGGGAGCUGAAGGCCGGCCUGGGCCACAUCCCAAGGGCUGACAGCCCAGAAGGGAGAGCUGGUGGGAUACAAAUAAGCUGGGGGAAAGAGAACACUAGGAAGGGAAGGGGGGGAGUGGGGAGGACCGGAAAAUUAUUCACCCAUUAGAAAAUAAAAUAUAUUUGAAAUACA